AUGGCAUCACAGCCGAGCAGCAGGCAGGGCAGUGCCCAAAACACACCAUCGAACACCCCGAUUCCCGCAGAAAAGAUCGUGAAUCACAUGUUCGAAUGCGAGUCGCCCCAUGUCAACAGCAGCGGUGAGACAGUACUGCGACCACAAGAUGCUGGUUAUGUCGUCGAUUACCAGCCGACUCUGCAAGAGGUCCGUGUGGUUGUUCAAAACCGUGGACCAGAGUACACGGUAGUAGCGAAGUUGAAAUGCAUUCGCAUUUACGCCCUUCGAAGGGCAGAUAGAAUCCUUCCUGUUGAGAUCGUAGGCAACGAGAAGCCUACAUUGAAAGUUUCCCUCAGUCAGCUUGGUCCAACACAGAGUUUUGGUGGACGGCAAGACAUUCGGACCCAUUUCUCGGCUUUGAUUUCUGGCAUCAUGGAAAUGCAAGCAAACCAGAAGCUGCUUCCGGAGUUCAAAGCAGAGAUCCUCCACUGGGUGAGCGACAAGAACAAGGUCCGCGAAACUUGUACAAUGCUCAGGGACGUCAUGCGACCGGAAGUCGUCAAAGUGUUGACCAGACCGGACUUCACUCUACGGGAGGUCAUUGAUGCUGGCCAGGUCAUCGAAGACAAGAACCAUACCGCCGGAGUCUACCUUCGCUUGUACUCUGACUUCAAGAGCGGCAACUGGGCUGGCAAGGCGCCUUUCCUGUAUGUUGGCCAGACCGGCGAUAUGUGGAGACGCAACAGUGAUCAUGACUCGGCGAUCAACAACCCAGCAAAAGAUCAAGCCUAUCACUACCAACUCGCCCAAGCGGCCACGCGCUCCAUCAAGGUGCAGAUCAGCCGCGACAAGAACACGGAAGGAGGAAAUGCGAAGAGAGCGCAAGGCCUGAGGACCAUCCUGGAACAAUUGAUGGUUCUCAUGCUCCGUACGUACAGUGAUCGACAGCUGAACUGGAGGAGGGAUUAUGGCCAGAAGAGCGUCGAUCAGGCAAUUGCGGAGAACUUCGAGACGCGCAAUCAUUGCAACAUAUUCAUGACCGUUUCAACACAGGCCAUGGAGCUCUCAGACUUUCCGUACCCUGGCCGGCCAUUCCGACCGAAGCCCUUUGGCACUGAUGGCGGCUGCAACGGGAGUAGUCCCUGGACUGAAAACAUGGACUCAUGGGAGAAGGUUCAAUGGACUGUCCAAGAGCUCCAGGACAGAUGGGUCCUUCAGCGCUCUUCGUUGAGGGCUGACGUCGCUGCCCGCAUGUUCGUGAUCCGGCUGUACCAAGACAACAAACGCAAGGAGGUCUGCCACAUCGAUCUUCCAUUGUCAGGCACGGUCCAUGGGGGCUCCAGGUCCGAUUGGAAGCUGGUCCCAGGAGCAGAUCAUCCGCAGGUCGGCGACGAUGUGUACCCCAUUUAG
Saxophila tyrrhenica is the source of this 1392-nucleotide messenger RNA. RefSeq lists its product as uncharacterized. Lineage: Eukaryota; Fungi; Ascomycota; Dothideomycetes; Mycosphaerellales; Extremaceae. The transcript is spliced from 3 exons. Bases 1 to 1392 code for a protein of 463 amino acids. The record is from RefSeq and is a predicted model, not a curated record.